Cherax quadricarinatus is the source of this 3182-nucleotide messenger RNA. RefSeq lists its product as uncharacterized. NCBI's taxonomy places the organism in Eukaryota, Metazoa, Arthropoda, Malacostraca, Decapoda, Parastacidae. Gene Ontology annotation, molecular function: RNA polymerase II cis-regulatory region sequence-specific DNA binding; DNA-binding transcription factor activity, RNA polymerase II-specific. The record is from RefSeq and is a predicted model, not a curated record. Gene Ontology annotation, cellular component: nucleus. Gene Ontology annotation, biological process: regulation of transcription by RNA polymerase II.
GAGGUCAUGACCCAAGGUGGUUCAGUCUAGCUCUGGUCUUGGUGAGCUUCCGUUGACCUUCCUUCAGUUGACCUUCCACCCUGUUGACCUCGCGGUUGACCUGCCACGUCUCAGUGUUAUCAACAAGACUUCAGUACCAAACGUAAUGAACGAGGACCUGGGUAGUGGAGGUGUUGUGGCGGAGGCUGGAGGCAGCUUUAACAAGUACUCAAACCUUCACUUUCGUCCUACCUCACCUGAGUUCUAUAUGGACUCUCAACCUCUGGAUUUCUCCACUAAGAAGAACAAGUACUCUGCAGGUACCUUCACCAGUGAGCUGAGUGAACCCAACGACAGUGACCACUGCAGCUAUAUGGAUGACGGUCUGGCAGCCAGCUUGAUCCACGAGCGUAAACUGUGGUCACAGUCUUCAGAGUCCGGUGUCUCCCUCAAUAGUGACUCUCCUGAGCGUGUGGGGUCUCCUAGGUCCCACUGUGGGUCUCCCAUGGCUUUUAGUUCUGUUCGUCAUGCUCACUACCCCCCAAUACAGCAUCUUCCUCCCCACGUCCCUCACAGCCCACUCAACCCAUCCAUCCCAGCCUCCUUCAACUCCACCCUUUUUGCUCAGAUCCACUCCAAUCCCCUCCUCUUCUCCACUCUCCAGUCAGCGCUCAAUAAAGCUAAUCUGACGCAUCCCUUAAGAGCUUACCUUGCCCCAUUCGCCCAUUCUCCCACACCCAAGGAUUUCUCUACACCCUUAUCUCACCCUGUGUGUCCAUCCCCUGCUGCCUCACUUCCUCUCACCUCGAGCACUCUGGGUAUGGGCGCCCUAGAUGCAGGCAAUCUAGGGCUGAGUGCCGCUUCUCUCUCUCCAAAGCCAGCUCAGAGCUUAUCGCCCAAUAUUUUGGGAGCCUUCGAGGGCGUGAGAGAUGGUGUGGGUUAUGGCGUGGGCAGCAGCUCCAGUGCUCUCAUGGGUGGGACACACGAGGAACUCAACAUUGCAGCAGAGAGCAACGAAGCUUACAGCAGGUUUCGUCAGCAGAUGUUGGUGCAAGUGACAGCCACUAAGGCUCGACGCGCUGCCACCUGCCGCAAGACUUCUCAUAGCAGCAGCGUUGAUUUUGCCUCCCUCAGGGAUACUUACUCAAGCCACGGGGACCCUUCAAGCCUCAGGGACCCUUUAAGCCAUGGAGACCCUUCAAGCCAUGGGGAUUCUUCAAGCCACAGGGACCCUUCAAGCCAUGAAGACCCUUUAAGCAAUGGGGACCCUCCAAGCCAGGGGGACGCUUCAAGUUUCAGGGACUCUUCAAGCCUGAGAAACUCUUCCUCAAGCCACGGUGGUCCUUCAGGCUUCAGGGUCUCUUCAAGCCUAAGGAACUCUUCCUCAAGCCUCAGGGACAGGUCUGAGGAUGGGGAUUCCAGGAGUGAUAUUAACAUUGAUGUCUGUGGAUUCAGCAGCGAGGUGGGCAGCAGCGCUGGUGAUGGAGGCGUGGUGGGUGAUGCUGACGGGGACAACAGCUGCGACAGGCAGUCAUCCUGCUUCUCCACCAACACCAAGAGAAAAAAUAAGCAAAACGGCGACUAUAUUAAGGACGAGGCUUACUGGGAGAGACGAAGGAAGAACAAUGAGGCAGCCAAACGCUCCAGAGACGCCCGAAGAGCCAAAGAAGAUGAGAUUGCCAUCCGUGCCGCCUUUCUUGAACAGGAGAACCUCAAGCUCAGAGUCGAAGUAGCGUCCCUCAAGAGCGAGACUUCCAAGCUCAGGUGUUUGUUGUAUACAAGCUGAGUGUUGAGGCUCUACUGAGAGUGCGAUGGAGGGUUGUUAAACCCUAACAGAUUCCUGAGGAUGUGAUAGGGUGGCUACACCCUCAUACCUUGCUGGGGUGUGUGAUGAGGAUUGCUACAUUCUCACACCUUGCUGGGGUGUGUGAUGAGGAUUGCUACACCCUCACAUCUUGCUGGGGUGUGUGAUUGAGGGUUGGUACACCCUCACACUUUGCUGGGGUGUGAUGGACGGCCUCUACACCUUUCACACCACUGUGCCUUACACCCAUUUCUUACUCAGGUCUCUCAAGGAACCCACAACGCGCAGACAGCGGACUGUGUUAGGUGUCGAGGUGCUAUUAACCUGACCAUUUAAGACUGUCCCUCAGAUCAUCAGUCUUACUGCCGUGGUCUGCAGAUUUUCCCCAAAAUUGCAGUACGAACAUAUGUGAGAACAUGUGUAUGUAAAGUGUACAAUUGUAUAAGAGUGCAAGUAGACGUGUACUGUAUGGUACUGAUAAGACAUUUAGUGUGCAGGUGUACAGCACACACCUGUACACAAGCCCAGACUAUACAAGUGUACGUACACAGUGAGGCCUCGUAAGAAACACUCCAGUUCUCAACUUAUUUGCUUAGCAAGUAUAUAGAUGUGACCAGAGUAGUGUUACAACACACUCACACACACACACACACACACACACACACACACACACACACACACACACACACACACACACACACACACACACACACACACACACACACACACACAGAGGAGAGAUACGAUAAAGCUCAUAGAGCUAGGUGUGAGUGGACGUAGCGACCAACAAUGAGGCGGGGCCAGGAGCUGCGACUCGACCCCUGCAACCACACACACAAUCACCCAUGAGGGAUUGUGUGUGCUGGUCAAAGAGCACCUCUUCGACCAGGAGACGGAGGAUCGAGCCUACACAUACACUCAUCCAUUACCACACCCACACGGGUUUAGCUCUCCCUAUAUACAUUUUUGUUCUUUACCUCUAUACAUCUUGUUAGACCAAAAUUACGAUAUUUAAAAAAAUAACUGAGUUCUGACCAGAACUUCUGAGUCUAUUUUCCAGUUUAAUAAUGAUAAUAAUGAUAAUAAUGAUAGUGAUAAUUAUAAAAGAAAUGAUCAUAAAAUAUAAUGAUUAUAAAAAUUAUAAAAAUAAUUAUUAUAAUUAUGAUGAUUAUAACAUAAUGCUUAUAGCAUAAUGUUAGUGAGGGGCUCUUGAUCCAAGGAGCUGCUGAACUUAUCCUCCCUUUCUUCGGAUCAAUCCCGAUUGCGUCCCCUCCCCCCACUGACUGGGUGAGCCCCUGCGGGCUUAGCGCUUAAUUUUAUUUUGAUAAAUUCAGUGUGAAUUUUGUAAAAUUUUAAUUUUUGUUAUAAAAAUUAUAAUUUUUCGUAAUAAAAGUGAUAA